UUACUUAUAUACCAGGACACCACAAAUAACAUAUCCAAAAUCAUCACCCACCAGCAAUUUCUAACUCUUCUUUGACCAGAACAUUAUGUCUUCUUUCAGUUCAUCUAUGCAAGACUUACCGGAACAUGUAACAAUCGAUAUUCUACUAAGGCUUCCAGUCAAGAAAAUUAUCCACUGCAAGUGUGUAUGCAAGAAGUGGCAUAAUAUAGUUUCGGACCCUUACUUUGCUGAUCUUCAUCUUUUGAGAUCACCUAAAGGACUUAUGAUUCAUCAUAACUCCGAAAGAGAUAAUAGGACCGGUCACCUUAAACCGGGUAUCUUAAAAUGGGUAGAAAUUGAAGACGAACCUGAUCAUCACAAUUUACAACACGACCCCGUCAUGAGCCUUGACCUCAAUCUUGCAACCAUUUUCCAAAAAACUCAAAUACUUCCAGUCGGGUCAGUCAACGGCUUGAUAUGCUUGUGGCAAUUUGGUCCUAAAGUUGAUAACACUUACAUAUGCAAUCCAAUCACGAGAGAAUACAUGAUUCUUCCUAGGCAAAGAUACUAUAGAAAAGGUUAUGCCAUAAUUGUGUAUGGUUUUGGAGUCACGUUGAAGACAAACGAAUACAAGGUGGUACGGACUUUUCAAGGGAAUAUACCCCCUGAUCCUACCUCAGGAUCUCGGCCAAGUCUAUUAGAAGCCGAGGUUUACACCCUAGGGAUGGGCCAUUGGAGGAGUCUUGGUCAGGUCCCUUUCUGGUGUAGUGGAUUUGACGGUCCUUCUUUAAAUGGGCAUGCUCAUUGGAUUGUAAUCGAUCGAGACUCUCCUGAAAAGCUUUGUGCCUUUGAUUUUGACACUGAGACGUUUAAGUUGUUUCCAUCUCCUCCUUGUGAAUACAUAGAAGAAAGCUAUAACCAUUACAUAAGUUUGGGAGUCCUGAAGGGUUGCUUAUGUCAAGCUGAUACGUUUGAUUCUCAACUCACGAUUUGGGUGAUGAAGGAAUACGGGGUGAAAGAAUCUUGGCAUAAAGAGGUGGUGAUCAAGGAAAGUAUUAGCCCAGAUCUUGAUUGGCUGAUGUGGGAGCCUGUUUAUGUAAUAGAAAGUUUAAAAAAUGGAACAAUUUUGAUUGUAUUUCGCAGGGACAAAUUGCUGGUCUACUGUCCUCACAAGAAUGUUGUUCAAGACACGAGGAUUUUUGAUCGCUACUUAACUGGAAUGAUAUAUUGUCCAAGCUUUCUUAAGCUCCAACACUUCAGAUUAGAGAGAGUCCAUGUGUUUUGAAGUAUCAAAACAUCAACUACAACUACUGUAUUUGAGUUCAUUUAAUCACACACUUUAUACUCUUGAGCUUUGAUCCUGGUAGUAUGUGUUCAAUAAUUAACAAAUAGCUAGUCGAUUCAACUUUUGAUGUAAAUAACCUCUAAGCAAUCGAGAAGUAUUGGAGGAUGUCCCUUACUGGACUGAUGGAUUUCUCGGUCCUUUUUUGAACGCCCAUGCUCAUUGGGGUGUUCUUGAUUCCCCAAGAAACUUUGUGCUUUUCAUUUUGACAAUGAGAUAUUUUAUUUAUUUCCA
Messenger RNA from Erigeron canadensis, 1555 nucleotides. Its product is annotated as F-box protein At3g07870-like. Bases 86 to 1264 code for a protein of 392 amino acids. The record is from RefSeq and is a predicted model, not a curated record. The transcript has a single exon. Gene Ontology annotation, molecular function: protein binding. NCBI's taxonomy places the organism in Eukaryota, Viridiplantae, Streptophyta, Magnoliopsida, Asterales, Asteraceae.